AUAUAAUAACACAAUACAAUACAAUAUAAUAGACUCGGGUUGACUCAACUCAAGUGUACACCUAUACAUAUUUAAAAUACAAUGAUAAUAAUAAUACACAACAUUAAACAUCUAUGAUAGGUCCAGUUACUCGGCGUCUGUGUGAGAUAACCAGAAGACCCACUGGUGUUUUAAUAUUUUCAGUUUUCUACGGUUGUAUCUACGAGCAAGACUUACGGACUUUGUUCUCUAUAACCUCAAAGUCUACAUUUACACUACAACUAUACCAUACAAAAAAAGGAAUAAUCUAUAUACAUAUUUAUAAAGAUCAUUAAACAGCCUACGACAUCUGUUGGCUAGUGUUAGAAUUUUUUUUUUAACCGAACCCGCCAAAGUUUUGUAUUUAUUUUUUAUCAGUAUUGUCUAUUGGUGUUAAAACGUACAACUUUGUUUCAGUGUAUGGGUUAAGAUAAAUGUGUGAGUUCAGCUGUGAAAGAGUGAACUAAAAAGUGUAUAACAGAAUAAAAAAUGCAAAAACACACUCGAGAGAGAGUUUUACCAGCAGUUUUGUUUCAUUUGUUGGUCGUGUCGUUGAUUGAGUAUGGACAUACCGAGCAUGGACACACUGACCCUAUUCUAUUUAAUGCUAUCGAAAAUGUCAUGAGGGUCAAGUUUAAUGGGAGUUGGAUCGAUGGAGCUCGGAGGAAUUUAACAAACUCGAGAAGCGGACGCGGUCCACGGGGAUGUGGAAUGAGCUCGAAAGGAUGGACUAGAGUUGUGGGUGGACAGCCAGCUGAUCCAAAAGAAUGGCCUUGGAUGGUCGCAUUGAUACGAAGGGACUCGGAUCAAUAUUGCGGAGGAGUUUUGGUUACUGAUAGACAUGUACUGACUGCUGCUCAUUGUCUCUAUGGAGUUAAAAUAAAAAAUAUUAUUGUGAGAUUAGGGGAAUACGACUUUUCAAGACAUGAUGAAACACGUUUUCUGGACUUUAAAGUCGUGGACGUAAAGAUUCAUGAAAAUUUCAAUCCGUCAAGUUACGAGAAUGAUAUUGCGCUAUUGAAAAUUCACCGACCCACUAUUUUCAACAAUUAUAUCUGGCCAAUUUGUCUACCACCCGAGGGGACGUCUUUUGAAAAUAAAAAUGCUAUCGUAAUUGGUUGGGGCAGUCAGUAUUACGCUGGUCCGCAGAGUUCGAUCUUGAUGGAAGUACCGGUACCGGUGUGGCCUCGGGACAGGUGUGCCAAUACUCUAGCCCAGCGGCUACCGGAUACCAUCAUGUGUGCGGGUGCCUAUGAAGGCGGCAGAGAUUCGUGUCAGGGUGACUCGGGUGGACCUCUGCUGCAUCAAUUAGGCAACGGGCGGUGGGUCAACAUCGGAAUAGUAUCAUGGGGCAUCCGCUGCGGCGAUCCAGGACACCCUGGGAUCUACACCCGUGUCAACUCCUUUCUCGACUGGAUAUUCGGUAACGCUAUUUUCUGAAGCGUUUGUUUAAAACUCGAAAAAUCAAAGUUGGAAAAUCUAAACGUGCAAAACUCACUUGCCCGUUCAAAAAAUUAUCAAUAGAUGGCGCUCCUAUAUAAAAAAAAUGGCAGCUAAAUUUUUUCGUAAAAAAAUGAUAACUUUCGAAAAACGCGACUUAUCGGCUUAAUUUUUUUUUUAAUAUCUUUGUAUUUUUAAUCGCAAGAAUCCAAUGGAAGAUUACUAUCUGAAUCCGUUUUGUUGAAUUGUAAAUAAAAAACGUGAAAACUUAUUGAUCACGAAAAAUUUGCCUGCCAUUUUAUUUUUGCACACCCAACUGCGAAGCAACAAUAAAAAUUGGCAUGGCAGUCGUAAAACGAAAACGGCGACAUAUACAAAAAAAAGGUGGGUUAUUUGAAAUAAAAAAUACUCAUAAAAAUUAAAAAUUUUAACUUAAGAUAAAAAACAAUUCAAAUCUGCCAUUUUUUGUUGUUGUUUACGUCUAUACUCUGUAUAAAUGUAACUAAUUAACGGGAAAGAAGAUCACUUAUGUUUAUGCAAUUAUUUUUUUAUUUAUUGUCAUUUUUCUUUUAUUUUCACUAUCACAUGAGCGAUUGAGGUUCACGAUUUUGAAUUUUCGGCAGUGUUACAAUCCUACUCACAACAUUUCUACUCAAAGGAAGUAGCUACAACUCUACUCACUCACAACUUUACUCAGCUAUAACUCUACUCACGUAUUUUAGCCUAUCGAUAAAAUAGCAAUUCUUUGUGAGUAGAGUUGUAACUGAGUAAAGAUGUAAUUGAGUAGAGUUAAACCUGAGUAAAAAAAACUGUGAGUAGAGUUGAAGCUGAGUAAAGUUGUGAGUGAGUAGAGUUGAAGCUGAGUAAAGUUGUGAGUGAGUAGAGUUGUAGCUACUUCCUUUGAGUAGAGAUGUCGUGAGUAGAAUUGUAACACUGCCGAAUUUCCCAACAUUUUUUUUUUGAGUUAUUGUGUUUACCAACAUUCGUACAUGUUGACGGACACCACAGGUUUUUUUUUACAUUUUUUUUUUAAAUCAUUACUUAAAAAAAAAAGUAACCUAAAAUAGUGUUUGUUUUAUUCAUUAAUAAAUAAUCCUUCAAACGGUACAAAUUUUGUUCUACUAUAGCACAUUUGAAUGAGUGUAAAUAUGAUUUUUACGCGAGUGAAUCAGCUGGUACUGAAUAAGCGUCAGUUUAACCUCUCAUUGCUUCGCAAUUGAAUUGUGCAAUUAAAUUAAACAAAAAAAAAUUUUUUUUUCGAAAACAAUUAAACUUUAUUUCGGCAAAAUUGAUCGUUACAUUGUGAAAGAAUUCUUUAUAAUUAUUCGAGAUAAAUAUACAUAUAUUUAUAUUCAUAUAUAAUUGCACUCACCACAUUCAUCUUAACUUUAUAUAUUUAUAUAUAUAUCUACUAACUAAUAAUUUAUUUAUCCAGUUAAUAACUAAGUGGCUCGCACUUUGCUCAUUUGAAUCCUUUGUUUUCACAUUCAAACCUCCAUCCAAAUCUUAAUUAAUUAAUUUAUUUAUUUAUUAUUAAUUAUAAUAAUACACUGAAUUAACAUCAAUAAAUUCAAUAUAUCCAUUAUACCCCGCUCAUUCACUCCCACUCAUUAAUCGCAACAGAAAAUUCGAGGCCCAGCCUCUAUACAUAUAUAUUUAUAUAUAACAAUUUAUAUCAUACGUUAAUUAUAUAAUUUUUCUACGUCUUUCUCUCUCUUACGUUAUAUUUUUUCUAUUAUAUAUUUUUUAUUCAUUUGUAUACAUAAGUGUGUAUAUACAUUUAUAAUUAAUGAUCAAUUAACUAUUAAAAUUUUAAUUCGUCAAUAUAUAUUAGGUCCUGCAAUUAUUUUUUAAUAUAUAAAUAUCUUAUCAAUUAAUAAUUAUUAAUUUUUUUAAAUUACUUUAUUUAUUUUAAUUAUAUAUAAGCCGCUGUCAUAUAUAUUUUUUUAUUUUUAAUAAAAUUUUUUUACUAAAUUAAUUUACCUGAAUGUGUAAUUUUUUAUUUUUAUUCCUGUGCAUAAUUUCGAUUUAUUUUAUCUCCUAAUAUCGGAGAAGGAAAAUUCGGAUUUUUUUAAAAUGCAGAUUUUUUUUUUUUUGGACGAAAAGAAAAUUGGGGAUGA
Messenger RNA from Microplitis mediator, 3578 nucleotides. Its product is annotated as proclotting enzyme-like. The transcript is spliced from 5 exons. Bases 508 to 1458 code for a protein of 316 amino acids. Gene Ontology annotation, biological process: proteolysis. Gene Ontology annotation, molecular function: serine-type endopeptidase activity. Lineage: Eukaryota; Metazoa; Arthropoda; Insecta; Hymenoptera; Braconidae. The record is from RefSeq and is a predicted model, not a curated record.